This is a messenger RNA of Suncus etruscus (white-toothed pygmy shrew), 393 nucleotides long. RefSeq names its product glycoprotein hormone subunit beta 5 (gene GPHB5). The coding region runs from base 1 to 393 and encodes 130 amino acids. Gene Ontology annotation, molecular function: hormone activity. Lineage: Eukaryota; Metazoa; Chordata; Mammalia; Eulipotyphla; Soricidae. Gene Ontology annotation, cellular component: extracellular region; cytoplasm. Gene Ontology annotation, biological process: G protein-coupled receptor signaling pathway; regulation of thyroid hormone receptor signaling pathway. The record is from RefSeq and is a predicted model, not a curated record. The transcript is spliced from 2 exons.
AUGAAGCUGGUAUACCUUUUCCUGGGCCCCAUGACCCUCCUUUUCUUGGCUGGCUGUGACUAUGUUCUUAGCGCCUCCAAUGGGAACCUGCACACCUUCGUUGGCUGUGCCGUGAGGGAAUUCACUUUCUUGGCCAAGAAGCCAGGUUGUAGAGGCCUUCGGAUUACUACAGAUGCCUGCUGGGGCCGUUGUGAAACAUGGGAGAAGCCAAUUCCGGAACCCCCGUACAUUGAAGCCCAUCAUCGAGUCUGUACCUAUAACGAGACCAAACAGGUGACUGUGAAGUUGCCCAGCUGUGCUCCUGGGGUUGACCCCUUCUAUACAUACCCUGUGGCUGUCCGCUGUGACUGUGCCGCCUGCUCCACAGACACCACGGAGUGUGAGACCAUCUGA